Molecule: messenger RNA, 1901 nt
Organism: Xenia sp. Carnegie-2017
Lineage: Eukaryota; Metazoa; Cnidaria; Anthozoa; Malacalcyonacea; Xeniidae
Product: transmembrane protein 165-like
Exons: 7
Coding region: 1026-1772 (248 amino acids)
Biological process (GO): Golgi calcium ion homeostasis; calcium ion transmembrane transport; manganese ion transmembrane transport
Cellular component (GO): Golgi apparatus
Molecular function (GO): calcium ion transmembrane transporter activity; manganese ion transmembrane transporter activity
Source: RefSeq, a predicted model, not a curated record
GAACCUACGUUCUGGAAGCGAUUCAGCAAGUGACAGCAACCACAGCGAAAGGCGCAGUAGGAACUUAGCACUUGAAUGCUGGAGGAGUUAGCAUUAUUUAUCUUAGUAUUUUCGUCAUAAAUACGAAAUAAUUUCCUAUUCAUUUUGAGUAUAUAAGACCGAUGUAACCUAGACAAAACACGUUAGAACACAUUAGAAAACAGAAAUCUUUGAAGUAAACCUGUCUUACAUCAGCAUAUAUCUAAUGUCAUUUGUGAUUUGUGCACAUUCCUAUUAAACUCAGUUGAAAUUUAUCGUGAAUUGUGAAUUGAUGGGCGAAACAAGAAAUCCAUUGUUUUCUCUCAGUGAGUUAGUGAACACAGAAAAAUUUGAAUAGCUGGACGGAGUUGCAAGCAGGCUCCCUGACUGGAUGGAUGGUUUUAAAAAACAUUUACAUGUACAGUAUGUUUGAGCAAACGAACGGAAUUUGCAGGAAUGACUUAACUCGGAGUUUAUUUUUAAAAUAAACGGAGAUCAAUUUUUCUCGCUCUGUCAACGAUACAUGAAGUAUACUUCAUGAAAUAUAAGAUUUUUUACUAAUAACUGAGUAAUAAGUUUAUUAGAAUUUAGAUUUAUGUUGAAUUAGUUUUACUUGAAUGCAAUGUAUUGCGGUAAUUUUACAAUAUUUGAGGGUUUUCAAAUUCAAAUUGAAUUCGCUUACUUUUACAAAUACUUGCCAUAAAUCUUGUAUAUUCAUAAAAAUCAUAAUGGACUGCUGGCUCAUAGUGCAAUGGACACGUGGACCGACGUGGACACACGAACGAAGCGAUUGACGAUCGUCGAUGUAAACCGCGUGAAAACCAUGUAAUAAUGAAUGUGAAUGAAAUUAGACAUAGUUAUAAAAUACGUAGAUAAAAGAAUAUUAUCAUCAUAAAAUAAAGAAUGGUCAUGACUUACGUUACAUACAACGUAGGCUUGCUUUUGCUUGCAAUUUUGUCAUUUUGAUCUCUGAAACUGCUUGUGGCUCAAGUCCAGCGAAUGGAAGUAUGCAGAACAAUGAAGAUGUGAAUACUGAUGCCUUUUUACCUCUGGGGAGCUUUUACGGCUUUAUUCACGGUUUUGUUGCCUCAGUUUCCGUUAUUGUUGUGUCUGAACUUGGGGAUAAGACAUUUUUUAUCGCAGCAAUAAUGGCAAUGAAGUAUUCUCGAUUGAUUGUAUUUGUGGGUGCACUGAGUGCACUAGGCUUUAUGACUGUCUUAUCGGCAGCACUGGGUUUUGCAACCACUGUUAUUCCUAGAAAGUUGACGUACUACGUGUCAUGUGCGUUGUUUGUGUAUUUCGGUUUGAAAAUGUUAUACGAGGGCUACAAAAUGCAUCCGAACGAGGGGCAAGAGGAAUAUGAGGAGGUUCAGGCUGAACUAAAGAAAAGAGAAGAAGAACUGCAACAAUCGUCAAGAUCGUCUGUCAUCCAAGAUCCGGAGCCUGGCAUCAUUGUGACCAAAACACGGAAUCGUUGCUUCAGUUUUGUCUCGCCCGUUUUCGUGCAGUCUUUUACACUCACUUUUUUAGCCGAGUGGGGUGACAGGUCUCAACUAGCUACCAUAAUUCUUGCCUCAAGAGAGAAUGUUUUGGGAGUAACGCUUGGUGGAACUAUUGGACACGCAUUAUGUACUGGAUUAGCUGUCAUUGGUGGAAGGCUUGUCGCUCAAAGAAUAUCAGUGAAAACUGUUACAAUUGUUGGAGGUGUCGUGUUUUUAUUAUUCGCAAUUUCAUCGUUGCUACUGGGACCAUAAGAUGUUGGGUUGCCUUAAAAUGCUUCACGAUUAUCACGAGUAUUGUAAAAUAUAAAUAUUAUAAUUGAACUGGUAUUAAUAAUUGUAACAAUUAAAAUUUUGAAAGACAUUAAAAUUGACAAGUGACAA